AUGUUGAACGUCAAACAAGCCGGUCGAGGCUUUGUGAUUCUUAACAUCAUUCGUGUUAUGAACAUUAUAGCACUCCUCGAUGUUAUCGCAGCAAGUUGGAUCAUGCUUGUCAUGACCGUCAAGACCUCUAACUUCUUCUUCUUUGAUGGAGUCUCUCACUUCAUCACCAGCUCUAUCGGAAUCUUCCUCAUUAUCUCAGAGCUCUCCCUCUUCAAGAAAUACUUUGAGAAUUUCUGGCCUCUCCUCUGUCCCCACAAUGGCUUUCUCUUCCUCGGUCUCUCCAUGUUAGCUCUUGGUUUCAAUAUCCUCGGAAACUUGAACAAGAAUGCCACUUCUGUUCAAAACUUAGGAUUACCUAUGUGGCGUGUGGUUAUUUCUUCGGGAUGUCUUUCAGCUAUUCUAGGAGGUAUCAAUUGUAUAGCCUCCCAAAUCUUCACCACCAAAACCAAAACCGCACGCCAACUCCGCGCUCACGGCGCCACCGACACCCCCAACCCCUACGAAAAACGCCUCUCCCUCCCCUCCUCCAUCAACAACGAUCUCCCCUCCUACUACACCAAUCCUGCCGAACGCCGCAAAUCGCGCUUCCCCUUCCGUCUCCCUCUUCGCGCUUCGCAAUUCCACAUCUCCAAACCCGUCAUCUCAGACCCGCAGCCCUUCCACCCAGAUCUCGAAGUCGGCGAAAGCUACGAUCAUCAAAAAAAUGAUAGAAGUAGUCCCAUCGUUCCCGGUGUCGAGAGACCACCUACCGCAAUGCAUCCUGCGAAUUUGAGACCCCCGCCUGCACCCAGAAGUAGCAUCUAUAGUGUUGCGAGUAACGUGACGAGGUUUACUAGGAUUUAG
Botrytis deweyae is the source of this 843-nucleotide messenger RNA. RefSeq lists its product as uncharacterized. NCBI's taxonomy places the organism in Eukaryota, Fungi, Ascomycota, Leotiomycetes, Helotiales, Sclerotiniaceae. The record is from RefSeq and is a predicted model, not a curated record. The transcript is spliced from 3 exons. The coding region runs from base 1 to 843 and encodes 280 amino acids.